CAGACAAAGAGUCAGCCUGAAUGAAGUUUAUAUGAAAUGUCCUUCUUUGGAGUUUCACCUUAUUUUGUUGCUGUUUUUAUUUUUGGAGCCUUUGAAAAAGGGCUCUGCCUUUAGCUACUUCGUAAUCACUUUUUACUCAGGAAACAUCAAUUGGUGGGAAUUCAAAGAGUAUAAAAAUAUACCAGGAUCAUCAUUAAGGACAAAACAACAGUCUCCAUCACUCAGGAGUUCCUAUUUCUCCACCCUGCAAUGUUUUAAAGAGGGAUUUAUAGAUGUGUGCACAGCUUGGACCACUGCCCUCCACCCGUGGCAGUAAAAUCAUCAAUGCCUUCAGAUUCAUCCCCAACAGCAGACACAGUGCUCUAACAGCAGUGAUCCAAACACAGCAGACUGUGCUGGCAGCAGUGGGAGAAGAUGCUGAAGUCAGCUGUCAGCUCUUGGAGACUAAAGACGUCCUUCAGGUCACAUGGCAGAAAAUCUCAAAUGAUGUUCAGGAAAAUGUUGCCACCUACAGCAAGUACUUUGGUCAGAGAGUGAAUGACGGGUUUACAGAUAAAGUUGAGUUUGUAUAUACUGGACUACAGAACUGCUCCAUAGUCAUCAGGAAUGUGACGGAGCAGGAUGAAGGAUGCUAUCGCUGUCUGUUUAACACUUAUCCUGAAGGCUCCUUCAUUGGUAGAACCUGCCUCCAAGUCUAUGAGCUGCAUGAACCUGUUGUUGAUGUCAGAGAGUCAAACUCUACUGAAGAGUGGGUUGUUUCCUGUUCAGCCACUGGUCGACCUGCUCCCACUGUAACACUCAGUGUCUCACAGCAAGACCUCAACUUCUCACAGUACAACACUGUCAGUGUGUCCAACACCAACGCUACAUUCACUGUCACCACUACAGCUGUGCUCUCAGGUUCACGUAAACACAGCACACAGGUGGGAUGUGCAGCACGAGUGCUCUCUGCUCCUCACAGAGAGGUGAUGGUGACGAUUCCUCAUGAUAACGAUGAGAAAUCAGGAUCUGAUCCCAGGAAUUUAGGAAUCAGAAUUUCAGCCAGUCUGUCGUCUGUGGUGUUGUUGGUGGCCUGUGUUACUGCACUCAUCUUUGUCUGGUAUAGAAAGAAAUCUCAGAGCAGUCAGUCACACAGGCAGGUUGAGAUGAAUGUUAUACCUACCUGAAGCUACGAUGAGAAAUACAGGGGACUCCAACACCUUCAGGUAAACAACGUGAUAAGUGGGUACCUGCUGACACCACAUGAUGAUCUGGGUCCUUCAUUUUCAACAGCAACAAAACUACAUAAUGAAAAAAUUGUACUUUUUUUGUUUACUUUUUUUCAAGAAGAGUGUAUUACCUAAAACAAUGGUGCUAACAUUUGACAAAUAACUGCAUUAAAGUUGUACUAAAGAAAAUGUCAAUUGUUACAUUUACAGUUAAAAUAGUUACAAUUGUAUUUUUUAUAAUAUCUUCUGAGCUAUAUAUUUAUAGCACACGUAGUUUUAUUUUAUUUUAUUUUUCAACAGUUUUAAAUGUUGUUAUUCCUUUUUACAUUUAGAAUUAUGUGACCAUGUUGUUUCUUAACAGAACAGCGCAAAAGUUUAACAAGCACUAAAAUGUGUUGCACUGAAACUUUUGUAAACUGUUAAAUAAUAUUAUUGUCCUGUACAUUUCCAUUUUCAUGUACUUGGUGCUAUUUAAUUUUUACACUGUUUUUAAAGUAUUUGAAAAAAAAUGAAAAUGCAAGGCAAUAAAAAAUUG
Oreochromis aureus is the source of this 1743-nucleotide messenger RNA. RefSeq names its product OX-2 membrane glycoprotein-like. Lineage: Eukaryota; Metazoa; Chordata; Actinopteri; Cichliformes; Cichlidae. The transcript is spliced from 8 exons. Gene Ontology annotation, molecular function: cell-cell adhesion mediator activity. The coding region runs from base 273 to 1166 and encodes 297 amino acids. The record is from RefSeq and is a predicted model, not a curated record.